GUCCUCAGAUUCUCAAGAAAAUCGAAGAAGCUUUACUAAACAAGCACUUUUCUGACAGCGUACUUGAUCAAUACCUGUGUGCUCUCAAAGAAGAAUGGAUGGAGUGAGUUACAUAAUAAAUCAGUAGUUGGAUGAGGUUUUUACCCUAUUUUUCGAGUUACGGAUAGGUAACUUUCCUAAAACAUUGUUAUUGGUUACUUGGGCAAAAGUACAAUACGCACGUGACGGUGAAGGACCAGAUUUAUGAAUAAACGUUGACUAACAAAGAUACAUAAUGGUUAUUUUGUUCUUCUAAUGAGUUUCCAAACCAUCUAUUAUGCUGUUAUGUAGGUUGCGUGAUUUCCAUAUUUAGGUGUAAGCUAUUGGCCAAUCAGAAGACACUGAUUGGCAGGGAUUGACCACAGUCGCCAAACUGUCAACAACACGUUAUUUAUGGCUGGUUUAAGGCCCGGUCACGCUACACAACGAUAACGAUACGAGAACUUGUACUGUAUACACGCACUGAUUGGUCAAAAGUUUAUCGUUUUCGUCCAACUGAAAAAAAAUCGCUCGGGUGAGCGAUUUUAAAAUCGUUAUCGUCAAACGAGAAUUUUAUCAUUGUCGUCGUAGCGUGGACACAUAUUUUGGCAAUCAUCGCGUAAUCGUAUCGUUUUCAUUGUGUAGCGUGACCGGGCCUUUACACUGUCAGAAUUUAUGUGAUUGAGUUGCAAAAAGUGUUCAAAUGUUUCCGGGGAAAAAUUCUUUCCUCAAAAUAAUGAGAAUUAUGGCUUUUUCAAAUUGCAAAAUGUAUAAAUUACAGUAUAUCAUUCGAAAUCGGCUAAUCUUAUUUCCUCCUGGAUAUUUUUCAAUUUUUAUUGUGUUCUCAGUAUAUUCUCCAAUGUGAUAGCCAUCCGGUGUCGAUACUCUCGCAAUAGUUAGCAGCACAAUAUCAGCAUCCUGCCAACCUCAACCUGCCUGGUCCAGUAUCAUCAAUGACCUCACAUACGGUGAACCUUGCUCAUGGGUGAUACCCGCAUGCCCGCAGUAGGAAUUUUGCAUGGGUAAAUUUUGAAGGAUAUAUAGGGCCGUCGGAAACGGGCCCAAUAAUUUCCUCACUCAUGAAGAUUUUUUUCUUUUUAUACUUUCUUUCUUUCUUGCACGUGCAAUAGACAACUUGCAUGUUAGACUAAUUUUUGAUCUAGGCAAAAAAGUAAAUUCCCGUAAAGAACUUAUUGAAAUUAGUAAAAUUGCAAAAUUUGGUUACGAAAUGUUAUAAAAUACGGAAAAUAUAGCCUUCCGAAUUUUGCAAAUUUUGUAUAUGUUUGUAUUACGUGCGGAAAUUGUUACCAUUUUUGAGCCGAAAAUGGUAUAACAAUUUCCGCACGUAAUACAAACAUAUACAAAAUUUGCAAACUUCGGAAGGCUAUAUUUUCCGUAUUUUACAACAUUUCAUAACCAAAUUUUGCAAUUUUACUAAUUUCAUUAUGUUCUUUUUAGCGGUAGUGUUCGAUUCCCUUCUCUUUAUUAAAACCAAAAUUUAGUCUAACAUGCAAGUUGUCCAUUACAAUCAACUUAUCCGUAACAGUUUGUUGUUACAUUGAUAUUGUGCAUAUAUCAAUACAGGAACCAAACCAAUUCAUCCAUGCUCAAAACUGGGGGGAUGAAGGUGUAAAAUGUUAUAGAGUGAAUUAAAAAAAUCUUGAAUUUUUAAAUGUCAGGAAUUCAUAACAUUGAUAAACAUUCCUCUCAGGAAACACUGAAAUGGAUUUUGGGAAACGCAAAAUGUUUCUGGGGAGCAUGCCCUCGACCCCCCUCGUUUGAGCACCCCCCCUCCCCCCCCGCCACCCCCAUAACAAUUCCCUUCCGACACUGUCACAGAAAUUUUGACAGUCCUUGGUGCUUAUAUACCAUGCAUCCUUUACAGACAAACUACAUGUAUGAAGAGGACGAGUGUAGUGACAUUUUACACUAAACUUAAUGUUAUCUUCUAUUUCGUUUCCUUUUAGCAAAGUGAAAGUGAUUUUCAAGUUCUCUAGAUCAGGACCACGAACGUCAGAGGAAAAGGAAAGGUACUGUAGGUUUUGUUAUUUAGCGAUGUACAUGGUGCAAAUUUAGCAUUUUUCUGGCCUACAAUUAUUUUCAAAAAUUGUAGGCCAUACUAUAGUUUUUACCUAUAAAAUUUCAAUUUUGACAAACAAGAAUUAAUUCGCACCCUAAUGUAUGCAUGCAUAUUUGUUACUCAUCCUCAUCGUUCUCGAACGACAUUAUGAAAUGUGCUUUGAUUGAUAGGGUGGGGUGGAGUAGAGUGAGUGGGGUGGGAGGGCACCACAAUAUUGGUGGGUUUUGCCAUGGCAGUUUUAGUACUAGUAUAGUAUAGUAUAGUAGAGUAAAUUUUUAUUCAGAAUAAACACUGUUAUUACAUCUGUUGCCAUUGUGUGUCCUGACUAAAUAUUUUAGGAAUGUCUUCAUUCUGUAAAAGUGCUAUUUCAUUAGCGUAGCAUGAGCAACAAUUUCUUUGUUUAUAGCUUCAUCAUUAUACAGGGGGUGGACAAAAAAGUGCCCCCUCCCAUAAAAAUGGUAUAUCCUGUUCUUUGCCGCCAUAAAUGAAGGAAGUCUUAACAAAAUGUAUAUUUUUCAAAAAGAAAAUAUGGGAUGGCAAAGAGUUAGUUCUGCCAUGCAUAAACAAGUCAGGGAGCUUUCAUUUUUGCGCACGUUUCGGAUACAAGUCCGCCAUCUUGAAUUUUGAGUAAAAACUCUCUAAACGUAUCUAUCUGACUUGAAAUCACAAUUUUUAUUUCCACAUACACAAAACUAAAACUAAAUCACUAAGUUCAAAAACAUAGCCAGCAGGUCGCAAAAAUAAAAGCUCCCUGACUUGUUUAUGGCAGAACUAACUCUUUGCCAUCCCAUAUAUUUUCUUCAGACCAGAAUAGUAUUUCAUAACGCCAAACGAUUUUAUUCAAUUAGGGUCAGACAGUUCAGGUCAUGUGUUUUCAACUUUUUUCACUUUCGAGAUUUUUACGGUCGUUGGUUCCGUAAACCAAGAAAUAAAAAAGUUAGGCCUAUUCUAUUUUCAUUAUAACGGUUUUGAAAUAAAUAAAUAAAGGUCAACCAACAAUGUCAGAUUUACUUGUUUUGCUUCAGAUUAUUCAAAGUCCUGGAUGCCAAACCCGAAGACGAGAUUAUUUUGAAAUUUUGGAUGACUGGUUUCAAUAAGGAAUAUCGUUCGCAUUUAUUAACUUGUUCCCAAACGACCAACCCUGCUUGA
Messenger RNA from Paramuricea clavata, 3247 nucleotides. The record is from the annotation of a GenBank genome assembly. Lineage: Eukaryota; Metazoa; Cnidaria; Anthozoa; Malacalcyonacea; Plexauridae.